Molecule: messenger RNA, 453 nt
Organism: Penicillium samsonianum
Lineage: Eukaryota; Fungi; Ascomycota; Eurotiomycetes; Eurotiales; Aspergillaceae
Product: copper-transporting ATPase
Exons: 2
Coding region: 1-453 (150 amino acids)
Cellular component (GO): membrane
Molecular function (GO): transporter activity; ATP hydrolysis activity; ATP binding
Source: RefSeq, a predicted model, not a curated record
AUGCUUACCGAGUUCAAAGCUAUUCACAUCGUUUGCUCUCCCGCUGACAAGAAGGACUACAUCCAGAAGCUCCUCGGUACUGGCACAGAUCGCAAGGAACCGGUUGUUGUUUUCUGCGGUGACGGCACGAACGAUGCCGUUGCUCUCGCGCAGGCUACGAUCGGCGUUCACAUGAACGAAGGGACGGAUGUCGCGCAAUCCGCCGUGGAUGUGGUUCUCAUGCGACCUUCUCUGGCUGGCAUCCCCAUUAUGAUGAAUGCCAGUCGGAAGUCCGUCAACCGCAUCAGGUUCAAUUUUGCAUGGAGCUUCGUAUAUAACACCUUUGCAGUCCUUCUCGCUGCGGGUGCUUUUGUCAAUGCGAGAAUUCCUCCAGAAUUUGCGGGGCUGGGAGAGUUGGUGAGCGUGUUGCCAGUCAUUGCUGCUGCGGUGCUUUUGCGCUGGUCGAAGAUCUAG